This is a messenger RNA of Gambusia affinis (western mosquitofish), 4155 nucleotides long. RefSeq names its product coiled-coil domain containing 177 (gene ccdc177). Lineage: Eukaryota; Metazoa; Chordata; Actinopteri; Cyprinodontiformes; Poeciliidae. The transcript has 3 exons. Bases 314 to 2842 code for a protein of 842 amino acids. The record is from RefSeq and is a predicted model, not a curated record.
CCAAAAAUAUAUAUAUAUAAAUUUUAAAAACCACGUUCGGGGCCGCUCUGUGUUCAAAUCGUGAUCGGGAGCCGUCGAUUGGAGCUCCGCCGCAGAAAGAGGCUGACGGGCUAAGCCAAGCGAAGUGCUCCAUCUGUCUCCAUCGUGUCGCUGGAGGCUGCGGCGAGGUGAUGCUCCAUCUUUGGAUCGGCGGCCGGAGCCGUUUUUCCUGAAAGCCUGCUAUUAUGCAGGGAGCAAAGGAGACUGCGAGGAUUAAAGGGGAAAGAAGCACUGGUUUAGAAAACAUUUGGCACUCUGGCAGUGUAAGCCAACUAUGGUCGACCCCUCAGAUGUUGAGGAGCAGAAUAAGUGCAAAGGGCCACAACUUGAGACACCAACUGUGGCCGCUGAAGACUCUCGACUACCAGAACCGUCCGAUGACACGACAACUGAGGAGGAAGGCGAUGCCGGUUUCGAGACACCGCCCACUGGCAGCUCGGAGCCCAGCCCCCGCCACACUGCGUCUCCGGUGGGGCCGCAGGUCAGCACACAAGGGGCAGCACCUCAGCAACCACCGACUCAGACUGACGCAGAUUUGCCACCAAAACUUCACUUGGACCUGUACAACUUUGAUUCGCCCGAGGCGGAGGGCAGUCGUUAUGUGUUGACGAGCCCCCGCUCUCUGGAGGCAUGCGCUCGGUGUGGAGUCAAACCCGUGGAGCUGCUGCCCCGCCCGCUGGCCGACUUUGUCCGGGAGGCUCCGGGCCGGUCCAUGCGUGUCGCCACAGGUCUCUUCGAAGUCUAUGAGAAGGACAGACAUGGCAAACUCAGGCAGUGCAGGGAAGAGAGGGAGAGGAUCAUUAGGGAAGAGAAAAGACAGAUUCUGCAGGCAGCUGUCAACAGCAGUACGUCUUCAUCCUCUGUGGAUAAAGUCACAUCUGGGAUCGGUGUGCCUCCUAAAUCUGACACAGUUUCCUCUAGCUCAAUUCCCAAUGUGGGAGUUCCCACUAAACCUGCAGCAUCGGGUGCAACUAUCCUAUCGAAAGCCUCCACCUCUACUCUUAGUACCUCCCCAAAAUCCAUGCAAUCUAGAACUACCCCACCUGCAAAGUCUGGGCCCAAAACAUCCCUUCCACCUUCUAAGGGUCUAUUUCAAGGAUCAGUCAAAGCUUUGGUAUCCGCAUCAUCUGAACAUACAAAAACCACACAUCCAGUUUCAUCCGGUCCUCCACCGGUGCUCAAGAAAUCUGCCGGUGGUAAAUCUUCCAACACUUUUCCCAGAUCAACACCAAAACCUCCCUCCUUCCCCAGAGCCAACUCGACGUUAACAUCAUCAGUGUUGAAGCCUGCUGUUCAGAACUCCAACCCGCCACUGAACGGAGUUACAAGAGGGCUGUUUUCUCAGCACAACGGAUAUCUUGGAUUCCAGUCCAAGGCCCGAGGGAAAAGCCAUUCCCUGGAGUCUUUACAGAGGAGAAUGGAUCCUGUCUGCUGCUCAACCUCCACAACCACCACGACUACAUGCACCUCAUCAGAGUCCGGGACGUCAUCUGCUUACAGCUGGGACGGUGCACGAGAUCACUGGGCCAAAAUGUCAAGUCCUCGAGCUCGCACAAUGGCCACCUUCAACUCGCUGAUGGGCCGCAGCCUCAGCCUCGGAGACCUCAGCCACUCCCCUCAGACAACACAGAAGGUGGAGCGCAUCGUGAAGGAGGUGAAGCGUCGAGGACUCAAGGCCGUGUCCGAGCGCGACCGCAAGAUCGCAGCUCUGAUGCUCGCCAGAUAUCAGGAGGAAGACAUCAUGAGCCAGACCCGCUACGUCGCUCACCUUCAGUGGGACAGCGAGCGCCGGAUGGAGGAGCUGCGGCGGGAGCAAGAGGACAGGGAGAAGCAGCGGGCGGUGCUUCAGUGCCAGCGAGUGUGGCAGACCCAGGUUUCGAUACGUCAGCAGAAGAUCUGCCAGCAGGAGCGUGACUCAGCCGCUGCCAAACUACGGCAGGCAGAGGAGCACGAAGAGCGCUGGAAGGAGCUGGCAGAGCAGCAGGAGCGCAGCCGUCUGCUGAGGCUGCAGCAGGCGGCGAGAGAAGAGAAGCACAAGAAAGCUCUUCAGGAACAGAAUCUGAAGGCCCUGGAAGAGGAGAGGGCUGCAGUGCUGGAGCAAGAGAGACUACUCCUGGAGGAGAAGCUUACUAUAGCUGAAUUGAAGAGGCAGGAGCGAGAGCACCAGGCCCAUGAGGAGAGGCGAGGUCUGAAUAAAGCAGAGAGGAGGCGUCAUGCUGCCCUCAUACAAGAAAUCGCCCGUAGAGAACAGGAAGAGAGGGAUGAAGCCAAGAGGGCGGCAGAGGAGAAGCUCAACCGCUCCCUCGAGAACUACGAGCAGAUAGUCGAACGUCGGGGGCAGGAACUGAAGGAGAAGGCCAAGCGUGAGGAGAAACAGAUCCAGAAGGCUCGCAAGGCAGCAGAGAAACGCGAGAAGCAGCAGCAGCAGGUCCUAGAGGCCCGUGUGAAGGAGGCCGCCAAGCGAGCCCAGCAGGCCGCCGUGGUGGCCGAGGAGAAGGCCAAGGAGAAAGCCAAACGGGCCGUCCAGAGUCGGCAGGAGAAGGAGAGACUCCAAAAGCUCAACAGGCAACGGGUGGAGGAGGAGGAGAGGCAGAGGCGCCUGGAGCUCCUGCAGUCCAUCGAGAGGAAGCUGGAGAAAAGCGAGCAGAUCUUCAGGGAGAAGAAGGCAGUGCUGGAGAGCGCCCGCUCCGUGGCCCAGGCGUCCUUUCACGUGCGGGACAAGGUGCGGGAGGAGACCAACAUGCGCACUUUUGACAAGAUGGCACUGGAAGCGCAGCUCAAAGCGAGUCUCGAUGAAAAGUAAACCCACAGCUUCGCCGUAAACCGCCAGUCGUAUCAUCGGCUCUUGACCUUUAUCACUCAACAUGUUACCCUUCUUCCAAUCAAUACAAGUAAUAUUCUUACAUUACAUAUCAUUACCCAUCAGCAGAUUUAUUAUACUUUUGACCACUUUUCCCAUGAAAGUGAAAGUGAACAAAUGCAGAUUUGUAUUAUUGCCGUAUUAGGGACAUAAACCAUAUCAGUAGGUAUUUCUCAACAGUGAAGCCCUUUAGUCAGAUGAAGCCAGCUUAAUGUUUAGAGUGGACAGAACAAUUUUCUUCUUUUUGUGGCAACACAAACCGCUCUGUCUCUCUCUCUCUCUCUCUCCGUCUUUUUGCCCUUAGCUGUGUCUUAUUUCAGCCACUGGACUUGAAGCUGUGCUGGAAUGAAAGAGUCAUUGUUUAUCUGGAAGCACAACUUCACGACAGCUGCGGGAGCUUUCAAGGGAACACUCCUAUUAGUGGGAAAGCAAGCCCGAGGGAAAGGCUAAACACAAAUGGUUCCCGGCCCGCGCAAGUAAAUGACAAGUCCCUCCCACCCCCUCUUUUUUCUUUUUCUUUUUCUUUUUUUGUACAAACGCAGACAGUUUGGAAGUCAAGCCCGAGAACGGAAGCUUGUCCGUCCUUUCGGCGCUGACGGUGGACAUCGCACCAUAAGCAUUCCUCCUUCAAAUUCUCUUCAGGAACUCUCCGUUUUAUUUCCCGUUCGUGUUAAAGUACAGUCAGCACUAAAGAGAAGACCUCCACUCGACUCCCCGUACCAUCCUCCUGCUUCCAACACAGCGUCAUGGUGACCGUCUCCCAGUCAACAGGUCCCAGAGGUGAUUGAGAGCAGAUGACUGAACCAAGCCUGAGCUUUCUGCACAACAAGCACUUCUCCUCUGUGAAAUGCACCUAUAGGAAAGCUGUUUAUACUCAGUUUUUUUUUUCAUCCGCAAUUACCAUCAUCAUCGUCAAUAGGCUGCAGAGGGAAGCAGCUGCUUUUCUGCAUCAACAAAUCAGAUGUACACGGUUCAAAAACAGCUUUAUUCAUACCAAGGCGUGCUGAUCAAUCUGUUCUUUUUUUAUUUUUUGUCCUUAUAACCUUCUUAUCUUACAUGUUGGCUUUCCCCCCAGGUUUUCUGGUUAUUUCAUGGUUUUGUUUUUCUUUUCUCUCUCUUUAAACUACUGUUGUAUCAGAAAAGGUUUGAGAUGUAGCAAUAACGAAACGGUUAAGGGCGACAAGCGGAUGCAUCCGUGAGACGGCUGUUCUCGUACACGCAAACAGAAGCGGACAAAUAAAGAGAUUUUCCAGGUG